AUGAGCGUGCCCAACAUCCUAAUCACUGCGAUUAGGAGUGCUGUGUCUUCACUGCGUGCCAUUGCCAACUCGCUUGAGGCUGCAUUGAACGGUGCCGAGGCCGUAAGCUCUGCCUGUGCUGGCCCCCGGGCCCCUGAUCCUGGUCUGUCUGUGGACUCUGACUUGGAAUCUGUUCCUUGGGCUUCUGUCGGUGUCUCUUCUGGCCUCUCGGCUUCUCGGAUCUCCAGUCACGACGAAGUUGCUCAACUUCUCACUUCUGCUCCUCCUGCUUGCCACCAAAUCUGUGCAGUCGAGAUGAUGGACCCUGCGCCAGUGCUGUCUCUUGCAGAGGUGAAAACUUUGGAUCAAGGUCCUGCUCCUCUUUAUGUGCUCCUCCUUCCAGAAGUGUCCGAUCCUUCUUCAGGAGUCGUUCUUCCAGAGGUUCAGGUGUUGGCUAUUCCCAUACUCUCCAGACAAGACGGUCUGUUGCUGGCCAUCCCAUCGGAUUCAUUCCCUCCAGAGGUGAUAUAUCCAGUAGAGCCUCCCCAACCUCGAGCCUUGAUAGGUCCUGCAAAGGAGGUUUUUGUGCUGGCCGCAUCCGACGACGAUGCUGGUUUGGAGAAGGCCUUGGACUACCAAAUAGCAUGCCUCUUGGUGGACUUCGACACUGCCGUGUUGCCCAGGUUGAGGGGAUUAGACCCUGUGACAGAAGGACCAGGGAUCCAUUGUUUCUCAGAAGGCACUAUAGAGAUAUAUCCUUCAUCCUCGGAGCUUUUGACAGCAGCCUACACAUGGUUCCAGGAGGAGCAAGAAGGAAGAGUAGCUUUUUACUCGGCAGCAGAGGAUUCUCCCCCCCAACAGGCUCCCACAGUCGCGAAGGCAACCCAAGCCAAAGCCAAGCAGAAGCAUCCUCCCCCAAAGAGGAUUACAACAGCUACCCUUUCUCAGCAGCUUGCCACUCUGACGGAGACAAUCCCGGCCCUGUCUACCUCUCUUGCGGCUAUGCAGCGCAGGCAGGAUCAGAUGGAGCAGUCCAUGGCUCAGCAUCCCAUUCAGCCUCCCGCACCACAACGUCAGGAGUUUGGAUUUGUGACUCCAGGUGCCAAGCAGCCCCUACCGAGCCCUUCUCAGUUCCUUCGCCAGGUGGGACCCCCACCAAAAGUUCGGAUGCCCCAGCGUUCCAGACAACAGGAACAGAUGCCAGAAGACGAGCCCACUGCGCCCUUGGAGGAGAUGGACCUGUCUUUGGAGGAGGAGGGCCAGCAGGCUUCCAUAGCUCAGAUGUUGCUCAAGCAACAGAUGGCUCUGAACACCUUAGUGUCCCACAUCGCCAGUCAGGAUGGGCUUCAAGACUUGGGAGGAUCUGCAUCAGCAUCUUCGACCAUCUCUCUGAAGGGGUCCGCCCGCAGAGAUCGCUUGCUUGCCGAUCUAGCUGCUCGGAAGAGCAACUUUUUCUUGAAGGUGGCCCAGAAUGCUCAUCGACGCUUGAAGCCUGCAGAGAUGGUUCCGGCUACAUUGGCGGACUUUCCCCAAAAGGCCUUGUUCACCAAGUACCUGGAAAAGCAGGGGGGCUACACCGGCUAUCAGAGGGACCUGGGUCUGACUAUGUGGUUGCUGGGCCAUGUGGCAGACCAAUUUCUCAUGGAGGAUUUCAAGAGUGCCCAGGAGAUGUUAGCUCUUGCAAUGGUGGCCAUCGAGCAGAGUGCGAUGGACAAUGGGAAAUGGGAGGUGGCAUGGAUCCUAGCUUUGCAGGAAGAUCCACCCCAACAGCUCUUUGCCCACAGACCCCAGGCCACAAAUCCGAGGCUGAGGGCCUUCGGGCCUUUGUGCCCAGCAGACUGGGGGGCCACUGCUCUGGCCUACAUAAAGGAGCUGGAUCUUCUCAGCAGUCGACGUGCCGAGGCUCUCCCCAAGAAGCAAGGAGGAGGAAAGGCGGAGGACGAUGCUGGAGAUCCAGCCAAAAGACCAAAGCAGCCCAGGUAUCCGAGAAAGCCCAAAGCCCAAGGAGGGCAAAGCCAAGCAGAAAGCACAUGA
Cladocopium goreaui is the source of this 2013-nucleotide messenger RNA. The record is from the annotation of a GenBank genome assembly. Lineage: Eukaryota; Dinophyceae; Suessiales; Symbiodiniaceae.